AUGAAAUUUGGUAGAGACGAAAAGAAAUCUUCCAUUCAAGAUAUAAGGUCUAUUAAGGUAUUUAGUACAGAUAAUGACGACGAGUGUAGUAGUGAUGAUGAAAGAAAUAGUAUAGCUGAUAUAGCGUGUUUACCUGAAAUUUCAGCUGUAAAAAGGAAAGAAGAUAGAUGUUAUCAGCAUCUUUUACCGAUAGACAAUGGACUUUACGAUGGUACAGUUAGUGAAAAAUUUUUGCGCGAAGGCCUAGGUACAUACACUGUUAACAAUGACGAAGAAUAUUAUUCUGGUGCAUGGAAAGAUGAUAAACCUCAUGGAUAUGGUUAUAAUUUAAAAAGUCGUGGUUCAACUAUUUAUUAUGGUGAAUUUAACAAUGGACUACUUAAAGAAGGCUACGGAAAAGUGACAUUAGAAGAUGGCUAUGUAUAUAAAGGGCCGAUAAAAGAUGGAAAAUUUCAUGGUCUUGGAAGUCUGUCGAUGAAAAUAGCAGGUCUGAAAGAAAUAGAUACUCUUCAGCUUGUAGCCGAGUGGGAAAAUGGAAAAACGAGUAUUGUUUAUAAAAAUGAGAUUAAACUAUAUUACGAAUAUCAAUAUCAAGCCUUUUGUAAUAGUUUAGAAUCUAUUAUUUCAUUGAAUAGCGUAAGUCGGAAAGAACAAAGAAAAUUUUUUCAAAGUUUAAUUGACUUAUUAGAGAAACGUCUUUUGAAUCUUAACCUACUAAACGAAAUUGCCACCCAUUCUAUAUUGCCGAGAGAACUAAAAUCAUCAGCUAAUCUUUUAUAUAAAUUAGAUAAUAGUUAUACACAUCUGAAAAAAUAUACAGAAAUCGACAUAAAAAACUCUUAUAAUAAUUGUGUUAAAAAUAUCUGUGAAAUAGGAUUGAAAAUCUAUGCAACAAGUUUAGCGUGGACUGAAGAUGAUGAAAAAUUAGAUUGCAUUUCUUCGCGAAAAAUCUUUGAUGAAAAUUUAAAUAGUUUUACGCAAAAAUCUCAACUAUCUGAUCUUAAAGUGGUACUUUUAAUAGAUACGUUCGUGGUUGAUUUAAUUCAAAAAAUGAUACGUUUUGCUAAUGAAAAAUUACUUCGAAUUUCUUCACAAUAUCGAUCGGAGUUUAUUGAUAGUCAUACGAGAUUUAUAAAGAGAAUAUGGCUAGAUUAUUUUCAAGCGUUAGAAAAAGAUUCUAUUGCUAACAGUCUAGACGAUGAAAUCGAUAAAAGAUAUCAUUUUUAUACUGACUGUUAUUCGAACCUAUUGGAAAUUCCUUUAGUUAGCACAUUGGAAGCCGAACCGAACAAAUUAAACACAGAUCAAAAUAACAGCGACUUAGUAGCAGAAGAGAAUAAUAUGAAAUAUGAAAUUAAGUCAAUUAUUUAUAAAGCCAUGAAAUUUUCUUUGGAUCAAUUAAAGCCGUGGAGAAAUCUUCCGAUAAAUGAGCUAACGUCUUAUUUUAAGCAAUCUAUUCAUCAUGAUACUUCGAUUAAAGAAAUAGGAGAUAAAUUAUUGAUUCAAAUUUUGCAAGAUAUUGAAAGAAAAAUGGUUGACUUUUUCAAAAUGAAUACAAAACAUUUUUCUGACAUUUUACAAUCGAUUGUCUCUUAUUAUCAGAACAAUCUAUUGAACGACACGAAUUUAAAUUAUCAAAGUAAAAUGAAAGAAAUAAUUAGAAUAGUUGAUUACUUGUUGCAAAUUUCAGGAACAAAAAAUUCCCAUAUUAAAGAACUCACAGAUGCACAAUUAGAAUCGAUUAAGACGUUUAUUGAAAGAAAAGAAAAUGUCACAGAAUUUGUUGAUCAUUUCCUGAACUUCAAUGUAGAACUUUGCAACUUGUCGCAACAUUUCGAUAAUCAGUUCUCGGUUAGCAUACAUAGCGAAUUCAAUAGAAAUGCUUCAGACAUAAUAUCUUCAAUAAAAUAUUUUUUUAAAAUCUUACUGGCAAAAGAUAGCAAUAUGCGGUCAGAAAUACUGAGUAAAUAUGAAGUAUCCGACGUGGACGUUGCUUUGCGACAAGCAGUUUUUAAAGAACGCAUAUUUGAUGUAGAAGUUUUAUUAGAAUUAGGUGCGAACGUCAACGCACCAGGUCCUAGUUCAGGAAAAACUGCUUUACAUUGGGCAGUUAUUAGUAAGGAUAAACAUCUUGUUUCACGUCUUUUAGAAAAAGGUGGCGAUAUAACAAUAGAAGAUCACGAACAGAAAAGUUCACUUGAUUAUGCAAAAACGAAUGGAAUCGAAUUAAUUUCUUUACUAGAUGAAAUGAAAAAUGAAAAAAAGGAAAAUUCAUCAAAUAAGCUAUAUGCUUUACAAAAAAUAAACAAUUUUCUUACUAACUUAGGAUCUCUAGAUUUUACUUGGUUUGUAGAACGUAAAAAAAUUACUAAUUUAGAUACUAAUUUAUUUAAGCCAGCUGGAGAGAAAGGUCUUUAUAAAGUAACAAACAUUGAAAAAGCAAAAAAGAAAGUAAAAGAUCCAUGUCGGCAUUAUAUGUUAGAUACAAUAAACGAGCUGUUAGACAUUGUUAAAAAUGUGAAAAUAUUUAAUCGAUCAAGUCCAACUAAAAUAGUUAAAGUGAGAGCUGAAAUGCUAAUGGCAAUAGGAAAAUCUUUUAAGUAUUUUAAUGACCAAAUAAAAUAUAGUAGUUUAGAAAAAUUCAAAGACGAUUGUGUCAUCCCAUUUAGGGAUGUAAUGAGCGAUAGUGAUUCUUAUGAAACAUUUUAUAGUAAACUAGAAAAAAUUGAUUUAUACUUUUUAUAUGAUAGAAAAUUAAAAGAAAUCACUAUUGAUCAAGCUUUAGAAUUAUUCAAAGAAAAAAAUGGGAAUUUUUCUAAAUUAAAAAUAAUAAAAAAUUCCUUUUACAAAUAUGAAAAAGUUUUUAAAAAGUAUUUUUAUGAUAUUAUAGACAAAAAUAAAUCAAUUGAAGAAAUAACCACAGAAGCUAGAAAAAAUGCUAAUGAAUUAAAUUUUAAUAUAGAAAAUAUUCCAGAUAUUAUUGCUGGACUAGCAGUUAUACUUUCUUUAAGUGUGUCUGAUUUUAUCGAAAAAAAUCAUCAAGGAGAAUAUGUUUUGAAAGAGAAAUAA
Messenger RNA from Rotaria socialis, 3069 nucleotides. The record is from the annotation of a GenBank genome assembly. Lineage: Eukaryota; Metazoa; Rotifera; Eurotatoria; Philodinida; Philodinidae.